ACCCAGUGUGCUUGCCGGGACUCCUCCCCCGCUCCGCUCAGGCAAGGUGGAAAGUGACCGUGAAAGGUCCUUGUUUUGGGCAAGGACCACGAGAGCUGGACUGCCUCCUCCUGAGACACAAGAGGGUCAAAAAGCAAAGGGCCUCGCUGUGGGGUCUGAGGGGCCUGGGUGAGGCGAAUCACUCGCCUUUUCCGCUGCUCUCGCUGACCUGCCCAUGGCCACGACUCGAUUGUCUGGGCUUCACAAGCCCAAUACAGAGGAGGCCCAGGCGUGAGGAACCGGCGGAGCGGGGGAAGGUACGCCAUCCCGCGGGGCCGCGCGGAAUCUGCGGGCCCGGAAGAGCAGGUAACGCCGCGGCGGCCGGAAGCGUCCCUUGGAAGGCGGAAGCAGAGGGUUCCGCGGGCUCCGCGGGAACCUGGUUCUCUGGCGCAGCGGACGACCCUCGGGCAGGGUCGCCUGCAGCACUUGGAGUAGGAAGAAAAAAAUGUCUCAAAAGCAGAUGAAAGAAGCUUUUGUCAGUAACCUCAAUGGAACUAGCGUGUUGGAAAUCACCCAGGGCUUGUGCUUUCCUGCAUUCUGUAUCCUGUGCAGAGGGCUCCUGAUCAUUUUCUCACAGCACUUGUGUUCCUUUUCACAUACAUGGAGAACUCGAUUCUUCAUCGACUUUGUUGUCUUAGUAGUUCCCCUGGUGUCCACUUUGACCAUUUUGUCUUCAUUUAUCCUUCUUGAGCAUCUCGCUGUAAUGAUCUGUUGGGUGGGGCUGCUUUAUCAAAUAUACCAAAGGAGAACUUGCUAUGCCAGAGUGCCUCUCCAGAAAAUCCUUGAAAAAUUCAUGAAAAUCAGUCUAGAAUCAGAAUACAAUCCAGCCAUUGCCUGUUACCGUGUAAUUAACAGUGUAUUUACUGCUAUUGCCAUUUUGGCUGUGGACUUCCCACUUUUUCCCAGAAGAUUUGCCAAAACUGAGCUCUAUGGAACAGGGGCAAUGGAUUUUGGAGUAGGCAGCUUUGUUUUUGGGACUGCAAUGGUUUGUCUGGAGGUCAGGAGAAAAUACAUGGGAGGGUCCAAGUUUUAUUAUCUUACAAAAUCAUUGUACUCUUCUUGGCCAUUAUUCUUCCUGGGAAUAGGACGAUUAAUUGUUAUAAAAUCCAUAGACUAUCAGGAACAUUUAACUGAGUAUGGAGUUCACUGGAACUUUUUCUUUACCAUAAUAGUUGUGAAACUGAUAACAUCAUUGCUUUUGAUUAUUUUUCCCUUAAAUAAAUCCUGGAUCGUGGCAGUCAGCAUUACCAUGUUGUACCAGCUAGCCCUUGCGUUUACCCCCCUGAAGAGGUUAAUUUUGUAUGGCACAGAUGGCAGUGGCACGAGGGUUGGUUUAUUAAAUGCCAACCGAGAAGGAAUAAUCUCUAGUUUGGGGUAUGUGGCGAUACAUAUGGCUGGUGUACAAACAGGAUUAUAUGUGCUUAAAAAUAGAACACAUAUCAAAGACUGGGUAAAAGUAGCAUGUUGUCUUCUACUAGUAUCUAUUAGCCUCUUCAUCUCUCUCUAUGUACUUCAAGUAAAUACUGAAGCAGUAUCUCGAAGAAUGGCCAAUUUAGCCUUUUGUGUGUGGGUAGUUGCUUCUAGCCUGAUCCUUCUUAGUUGUUUAUUAUUGAGUGAUAUAGUUUUGAGUUUUGCCAAAUUUCUAGUUAAAGGGGCUCUAGUACCAUGUUCUUGGAAACUUAUCCAAGCACCUUCUACAAAUAAAAAGCAUUCAGAAUUUUUAGUCCCAGAAGCUGAAAGAAAAGAAUCCCAUCUUUGUUUAGUCACAGCUUUGAACAGAAACCAGUUGAUUUUUUUCUUGCUGUCAAAUAUAACAACUGGCCUGAUCAACCUAACGGUAGAUACAUUACACAGCAGUACCAUGUGGGCCUUAUUUAUACUCAAUCUCUAUAUGUUUACUAACUGCUUAAUUGUAUAUAUACUUAAUUUGCAAGGUAAAUCUAUAAAAUUUUGGUGAUCAGUAGGGGCAGGAUGAUCUAUAUUAUGAGCAAUAUGAUUUUAAUAGGGAAGAAUAAAUGUGAAGAAAAUGUGCUUUUAGCAACCCAGUCUUAAAUCAUACUUUGUUGUAGAAUUAGAGUUUCAAUCCUCUGAUAGUAAUGAUCCUCCCCUCCUCCUCCAUUGGGGAUUGAACCCAGGGGCAUUUUUACCACAUGAGCUACAUCCCUAGUGCUUUUAAAAAUUUUGACACAGGGUCUUGCUAAAUUGCUGAAGCUGACCUUGAACUUGU
Sciurus carolinensis (gray squirrel) is the source of this 2266-nucleotide messenger RNA. It is a transcript of the gene Pigw, whose product is annotated as phosphatidylinositol glycan anchor biosynthesis class W. Gene Ontology annotation, biological process: GPI anchor biosynthetic process; protein localization to plasma membrane. Gene Ontology annotation, cellular component: endoplasmic reticulum; membrane. The transcript has 3 exons. NCBI's taxonomy places the organism in Eukaryota, Metazoa, Chordata, Mammalia, Rodentia, Sciuridae. The record is from RefSeq and is a predicted model, not a curated record. The coding region runs from base 485 to 1996 and encodes 503 amino acids. Gene Ontology annotation, molecular function: glucosaminyl-phosphatidylinositol O-acyltransferase activity.